Messenger RNA from Dinoponera quadriceps, 5281 nucleotides. RefSeq names its product forkhead box protein N3-like. The record is from RefSeq and is a predicted model, not a curated record. Gene Ontology annotation, biological process: regulation of DNA-templated transcription. Gene Ontology annotation, molecular function: DNA-binding transcription factor activity; cis-regulatory region sequence-specific DNA binding. The transcript has 6 exons. Lineage: Eukaryota; Metazoa; Arthropoda; Insecta; Hymenoptera; Formicidae. Gene Ontology annotation, cellular component: nucleus. Bases 553 to 2208 code for a protein of 551 amino acids.
GUUGCGUUGUUUAAUUUGAGCUGACGCGCGCGACGUGUCGCCCCGCGACGAACACGGCGAGAUUCGUUCGCCAUCGCGACGCGAAAUCGGAGAAGUCUCGUCCUUCUCGUCUCGACAGUAUACAGACGCUCUCUUUCUCUCUCACUCUCUUUUCCCCUUCGUCUGUCUUUUUGUCUCUCUCUCUCUCUCCUUCCCUGUCUCUCUCUCUCUCUCCCCCCUCUCUUUCUCGAUAUACAUAUUUUUCGGCGUGGCGACGCGCGAUUUAAAGAACCAGGGAGGAAAAAUCGCACGCGACGACCUCGCGCGGUAGUCGCGCCGUCGAAAUUCCCGUCGCGCGUCCCUCCACGCGCAUUUCGUCCCGUCGUCGUCGUCGUCGCCGCAUCCGCACGGUCACGGGCCACGUCGUUUUCUUAUGUAAUUUCCACGAGUGCAUCCACGGAGUGCGCGUACACCAUGUUGUGAUACCGUGUGCCGAGUGAUGCCGUGGCCAUUUUCGUGCUUGCUCUCGGAUUUCGUAAUCGUUAUCAGCUCCAUAUUUGAAUUCAACAAGUAAUGCAGGCCGACACGCGUCCUGUCGUAGCGGCCCGCGGAGCGGUCCCGCGCCGUCGCGUCCACCAGAUGCGAGAUCGCCGCGCGGGGCCGCCGGGCUCCCGUGACCAAAAGACUCUACCCAACAUGCCACCGGAUAGGCCAGAUGCAUCAGGUAUUGAAGCUGACAUAGAAUUGAAUUCUACUCAGGAUUUUAGUUUCGGGAAGGCAGCCUAUACGAUGAACGACAAAGAAAAGGAGAACGCCAGUGUGCUGGCCGAAACGAAAGCGACCAACAACGAAUGCCCGAGCGAAAUUCCCAGGUGUGAGAAGUCCAUCGAGAAGAACAAUCAGUCGGACGACGAGCUGACCUCGCUCAGCUGGCUGCAUCAGCAGAACUUACUUAAGGGUUUAGAGAUCUCUAACCCGUCCAAGGACAUGAAGCAUGAGAACAUGCUGAACAACAAUGUCUGCGACGAUAUGGCCGACUUUUCCGAGAACACGAAUUCCAUAUCGAGCUUGGACGAUAGUUUCUGUCCAGAGAGUAACGGAAAAACGAGUGUCGUAACGCUGAACGGAAAUGGACAAAACUAUCAGCAUCCCGCGAAAAAUUGUCAAAAGUCGAUGCAUAUAUUUCAGGAUCAGUCUGUGAAAAGUCACUGCAAUACAUCACCAAGUAAUCAAACGAAGAUUUCUUUGAGCAACAAUAAUUUGCCAAUGUCUAAUCGCAACAAGCAUCCUACCCAUAUACCGUAUGAUCCUCAUUUACACAGAAAUAGUAAACCACCGUAUUCAUUCUCCUGCCUGAUAUUUAUGGCCAUCGAAAACAGUCCCGUAAAAGCGCUACCGGUGAAGGAGGUUUACGCCUGGAUCUUGGACCACUUCCCGUAUUUUCGGAAUGCCCCCACCGGCUGGAAAAAUUCCGUCAGGCACAAUCUGAGCCUGAACAAGUGCUUUCGCAAGGUGGAGAAAGCUCCGAAUUUGGGCAAAGGAUCGUUGUGGAUGGUAGACGCGCAGUACCGCCCGAAUCUGGUGCAAGCGUUGUCCCGCGCCCCCUUCCCGCCACCCACCACUCAGAAUCUAUCUUCGUCGGAGAAGACGCCUAGGAAAUGCGCGAACACGCGUCUCCCAGAUCCCGUUCUCUUUCCGUACCUAUCCAAAAGACUGGCCUCUAGCAAUAUCAGCGAUAGCACAGAAACCGAGAUUGAUAGCGACGUCGAUGCUGCGGCGGCUGCUAUGCUUUCUUUCAAACACGGACCUAUCAUUUUGAAUCACAAUAAAGACCGUAAGCGGAAAUUGUCGGAAUCCGAGAAGUUAGUGCCUGUAAUCACUAGGAGUUCCAGCGAAGAUCACACUUACAGCUGUAUCACCUCGUUAAAACUGGAAAGCAAAAAUCCGAACGAGGACGAGACGAAUCCGGACUUCGACGAACAAAGGAAGAUCGCGGAGGGUGCGGACGCGCUUUUGAAUCUGGCCGGUGUCAGUACAACGCUAAGUCACUGUAGAACGCAUCACGUGCCGUCGCAAGACAUCAGCCCAGCGCCGUCUAGAGUGGAGGGGAUUUCGAAACCAAAAAGACGUUCUACUCCGAGUGAUUAUUCAAGUACUCCUGAAAAAAGACGUAAGAGGUGGCGGGAAUGGGGGGAGGGGAGUCGGUACCUAAAGCAAAUUAGGGGUUAACAUUAACAAAUUUUGUUACAUUUCAGAAAGUGUAUAGCAUUGAGAGAAAGAGAGAGAGCGAGAACUUUACAUUUUUGCGCGCGAUUAGUGGGGGGGAAAAAAAACAAAGAAAACUCGAAAAUUCUAUUCGUCCAGUGACGAAUUUUUAAAACGACUUGCGUUUUGUAUAGUAUCGUCAGUUACAAAAUCUCCGUGUAACAUUUGAAAACGUGACAAAACCACUUCUGGCGGUCUUUUUGAUUUUGUUCGAUCACACACAUACACACACACAUACACAUACGCAUACGCGUGAUAGACACAAUAUAUGUGCACGGUAAAUUCUUCCAUAAUUUCUUAGUAUGUGCCGAAGAGAGAACGAGAGUCGGAUGCAUUUCGAAACGAUCGGUGUGGGUUGCUCAGGGUUUACAACAUGCUGUAUGCCAAAAUACAUUCGGUAGCGCUAAACAACAAGCAAUAAAUAGAGACGUAGUGUUAAAGAAAUACUUUUUAAACAUGCUGUUGAAACGAUGAUAACACAUAGUUCGUGGGAUAUCGAUGAAAGAAAUUACGUACCGAACUAAGUAAUGAUAAUGAUAAUCUUUUUAGAACUGUUGUGACGAUUAUACAUAUUAAUUCAUAGAGAGUUUAAUUAAUAAUAGAGUUCUAUAUCAGUUUUUCUUUUGUAGAUAUGUAUAGAGGCAUAAUUAACACAUCCACGAGGUCUCUCGCAAGAGUAACAAGACGAAGGAAGUUACGUUUCGAUGAGACGAAAAAAAAAAAGAAGAAGGGAAAAGAUAAGAAAGAAAGGGAGAAGAAUUAUCUCUCCUAUCUUGUUACUCUUGCAACAGAUCGUGUAUUCGCGCGAUAGAGAAAUCGAUAAUAUAUUUGAAACGAUUACAACGCAUACAUAUUUCUAUGUAUGUGUAUAUAUAUGUACAUAAAAUGUAUGUACGUGCAUAUAUAUGCAGAUGUACACAUUACACGCAUUAAGAUUAACAUACUCAGUCAUGUGUAUACAUAUGUGUACAAGGUGUCCGCAAAUUGUGCUUGGAAACAGCGGUGGAGUUUUAAUUUCAGGAACCGAAUGAUGGAAGUUCCCACACACGCACACAAGUUAGCAUACUUUUAACGGUUGCGGUUUCCCCAUUUGUUUGCGUUUCAAAUUCAAUCGAAUUGCGAGCCGUGCCUGAUCGAUCAACUGCUGUGAAUCGUGCGUAAUUGUACAUACGAUGAUUUUAUUGUAUUCACAAUAGAGACUAAACUUCCGAUUUUCCCCAUUCAAAAGUCUUCUAUUUCUUGGAAUAAAAAGUGGUAAAUAUUUUUAUACUAUUCGGCCUUUCGAAAACUUCCUACGUCGCUUUUGAAUGCGAAGUUGUAGCACACCUUGCACGCACGUACACGCACACACAUACAAGCCAUGUGCAUCGUUGUCUUGUACAACAUACGUGCCACAAACGUAUUAUCAAAAGGAUAAAAAAAAAGAAAACAAAUAUCGAGAUAUACGCUCACACACACAUACAUACACAAAGGAUGGUUCUGAAACGAAGUCUUAUCAUUUCGUCGUGCCCUUUUCUACUCUUUGUGGCUUUCAAUGAUGAUUUUCAACAGUGUUGUACAUAUGUAGACCUAAUGUAUCCACAGACCAGUUUUGGAAUUCAGUUGGAGACUGAAUGUAUUACAAUUAACGCCGAUAAUAUCGAUCGGGUGGGCUACGAAGGAGAGAGAGAGAGAGAGAGAGAGAGAGAGAGAGAGAGAGAGAGAGAGAAAGAGAGAGAGAGAGAGAGAGAGAGAGAGAGAAACGGAUAGCGCUACACAAGGAGACAUCCUAUUUUUAUAAAAGAAAACCGUAAUGCUAAGGUAAAGUUUGAUAAUACCAUGUAAUUGUAAGAUGCGCGCGCCACAGCUGGCUGACGCUUGUGAAAAAAAAGAAAAAAAAUUAGGGCAAACUGGUCUUGCAUACAUUAAAAAAAAGAAAAGAUACGUAGUUCUAUAUAGAGAGAACAUAUAUUUUUACAGGGCGCGCUGCCCGCGUGAUAAAAGCUCUUCCUAAUGAUUCGCUGGUAUGCAGUUUAUUAGCUUAAAUCACUAUAUACAAAGUAUAAAUAUAUAUAUACAUAUGUAUAUAUAUAUAUAUAUAUAUAGUAAUUCGAAUGACAUACGAACACACGCUGUUGUAGCGCAACCUGAUCGAUUUCUACUACAUAUCAUCAAUUCGUGGUGCGUGAAGUUAUACAUGAUAUGCCGAAGCUCUUGUAAGUUCUCACCUCGUUUGCCUCGUUUUCAACAACGGAGUCAUUAACACUGGUUGACUGCCGCCGGGUGUUCACGGGAAGGGGGGGGGAGGGGUACGGAAUAGAGAAUGGCCCCCACUCGAUGAGAUAAAUCAUAAUCACGCGUGGUGUGAUAUAGUUUAGAAAUUGUAAUUACAUUACCUCAUCGUCGCACGCGUUGUGUACCUUCGAUGAUGAUGAUUUCGCUGUGGUGGUGCAUGCUUGAUGUCCGUAUCUACUAUCAUGGUUUAAGUCUGAUCGACGAUCAACUCGACGGGAAUCGACCGGUCGCGUUCGAUCAGUCCCUAACUGGUCCGAAAUGUGACUGGUCGAUUCCGUUGUGAGUUAAUCGUCGAUUAGAUUUCAAGUGCGAUGAUUGCGCAGAAACGAGCAUGAGACGGUAUAAGAUGGUACAAAACUCGCUGCGGGGGGGGGAGGGGGGUAGUCGACUUGUUCACAGAUAUCUCUCGAAGGAGAUAGGAGAUAGAUCGCAGCACAGAACGCUAUUCUUGUAAUUCGUGCGAUCGUAUAAUGUGGGGGUCAAGUAGUACUAUAAAUCAAUGAUGCUCCUGUAAAAUAGUCAACCUGUCACACACACACACAUACACAUACCUUUUCGUUACAUUGCUUCCGUAUGUAAUUGUCGAGAUGUCGGAUGGAUGUCGGUCGUGACCGGCCAAGAGCCUGAAACUUGAAAUUCGAAACGUACAAUGGACUUUGGACAGGAUGCGCUACAGCAAUUACUUUAUGUGAUUGUAGCUAGUCAGCUACGCUACAGAAGAAAACAAAAAAAACACAAUUCAACGUGUAGGUGCAAGAAAGAA